Molecule: messenger RNA, 1678 nt
Organism: Exaiptasia diaphana
Lineage: Eukaryota; Metazoa; Cnidaria; Anthozoa; Actiniaria; Aiptasiidae
Exons: 2
Coding region: 37-1455 (472 amino acids)
Source: RefSeq, a predicted model, not a curated record
CAAAGACGCAGAAGGCACUCCUCCAAUGAAAAGGGUAUGGCGAAUUUAUUGACAAUAUUACUAGUUUUGCUGCUGAUCUCUGCAGUAGUUUAUAUCGAUGCAGGCAACUCAACUGCUGCAAACUUCACAACUAGUACUCCUGGAAGGGCGACUGAAAAAAACCCUACUACUGAAAGAACACCUUCCAAAAAUUCUACAAAAUGCUUGUCAAGCUUGAAUGAAAUAGAAGCUGAACUCUCUUCUAAAGUUCACUGGAGAAGUAUUUCAAGAGCUCUAUUCCCUCUAUUCCAACUACCGUCGUUGUACGUCAAAGUAACCCUACGACUGAUCAGUGAUGAAUUAAAUCAAAACGUUGAUAAAGUCAAAAAGUUUACUUGGGCUGAAAGUUGUGCCUUUGUGACCGACGUUUCUCUUGAAGCAGUGACUGCAUUCUCUUUGGGAACAGUAUGGCCACAGCGAAGGCAAACUGAAUUGGUGUUGACAGUCCAUGACUUGUGCAACGAGACAGUAUUUGAGGAAAAUGGUUUUAAAGAUGAAAACGAUAUGUGGAGAUACGCCCUUUUGACGUUGCAAGACAUUGCCAUCAUGCCUAAUUUAUCAGAUCCCCGAGUCAAUACAGCACAGUGUGUGGUGGCAGGUCAUGAAGGAGAUGCUGAUCAACCUAUUGUGUAUCCAGACUGGUACAACUGGAGAGGAAUAUGGAUAGUAGUAGCAUCUAUCCCAUUUACAAUUGCUUUUACUUGGUUUGCACUUAAUUGGUUAGCAGUUGAUGGUAAUCAUUCAGAAGAACAUUUAUCUAAAACGUUAAUAUUCACAUCUUAUGGCAUUUUGAUAUUGCCAAUAUUUGAAGGUAUAUACAUUACAAGUAAACAUAUCUACAUUGCAAGAGAUUUCAGUUUGUCAGGUAUUGUCUGUCAUUUCUUUCUCUUUUUGCUCUUUCUAUUGAUCAGUUUUGUUAUACAGUGUAUAACAACUGAUCCUAACCCUGAUCUUAACCCUAGACCUGUUAGGAAAUUACGUUGGGGAAAGUUUGUGGUUCUUCCAUGUAUUUAUCAGCUUGUUCACCAUUUGUUAUGGGUGUUGUGUGGUGGAAUUCCAGCUGAUCCUGCCUGGGCCAUUCCAUUGUUCUUAUGUGAAUGCUUUGUCGUACUGACACUUUUAUGUGCAAUAUAUUUAUCUCUCAAAAAUAGUGGAGUGAGGUGCCAUAUGUGCCAUAUGUCAAUUUUUGCAGUUGCAAUCUUGCUUGGCAUUUUCAUAUUGGCUAUUUCAUUUUAUGGCUGUAAUGUUGCUGUAUCAUUGACUGACAAUCUGUUGGUGGUUAUCAUGGUUGGUGCUUUGUUGUGGCUGUUUAAGAAUUCAGAUUUUGGUAGUGGUCUUGCAGGUAAUCAGGGAGGACAAAAUGCACCAGUUAGAAAUAUAAAUAAUGAUCAAGAGUUACAACCAAUGGUACAGUAACAGGCAUAAGAUUCUUAAUUUUUUCAUGAGUGCAACAAACAUACUGACCAUGGUAUAGUUUCAGUGUGUCACCAUGAAAGAUAGAAUCGAAUGAGCCUUGUGUCCAAGCGAGAUUGCAAAGACACUCCAAUAAGUUCUCAUACUCAUUAAUUAUUCAAUAUGAGGUAUCCAGCCAAUCCCUGAUUGUAAUUUGUACCACGUGAAGUAACUUGAAACCAGAGGA